Messenger RNA from Debaryomyces hansenii CBS767, 1740 nucleotides. RefSeq names its product maltose permease (gene MAL31). Gene Ontology annotation, molecular function: carbohydrate:proton symporter activity. The record is from RefSeq and is a predicted model, not a curated record. NCBI's taxonomy places the organism in Eukaryota, Fungi, Ascomycota, Pichiomycetes, Serinales, Debaryomycetaceae. Gene Ontology annotation, cellular component: membrane. Gene Ontology annotation, biological process: transmembrane transport; carbohydrate transport. Bases 1 to 1740 code for a protein of 579 amino acids. The transcript has a single exon.
AUGAGUGCACAACAUGUCGAGGAUAUUGACAAGCCUGGAGUGGUGAUUGAGGUGAAUCCGCUUAACAAGAAUAUGACAGACGAUUCGAUGGCACAUGAGGCACAGGACUUUAUGGAUAAGUUCUUAGAUAUGUCGGAAAACGCAAAAGAUAACGAUAGAAAGGAGAAAUAUAUGCCGUUGAAAGAAGGCCUAAAGACGUUUCCAAAGGCUGCAAUGUGGUCGGUUAUUUUAAGUACUGCUUUAAUUAUGGAAGGAUAUGAUACCAAUCUUUUGAACUCAUUAUACGCAUUUCCAGAUUUCGCCAAAAAGUUUGGAGAGUACAGUGAAUCCGAUGGACUGUAUCAGAUACCUGCUAAAUGGCAAACUUCUUUGAGUAUGUGUGUAAACGUUGGUGAAAUUAUUGGAUUAUUUAUUGCAGGUAUUAUUGCCGAUAGGAUUGGGUACAGAAAGACACUUAUUGGUGCUUUGAUGCUUACUACUGGGUUUAUAUUUAUCGUGUUCUUUGCUGUUAAUGUUGAAAUGUUAUUAGCUGGUGAGCUAUUAUUGGGUCUUCCUUGGGGGGCAUUCCAGACGCUAACAGUUUCGUAUGCUUCUGAAGUUUGCCCCACCACUCUACGGGUAUAUUUGACAACUUACGUUAACGUUUGCUGGGUUUUUGGGCAAUUGAUUUCAUCAGGUAUCCUUCGUGGACUUGUUUCAAGCGAUAUAGAAGAUGUUUACCGUAUUCCAUUUGCUGUCCAAUGGGUUUGGCCUAUUCCGAUUGCUAUAGGUAUCUAUUUGGCUCCCGAAUCUCCAUGGUGGUUGGCAAGAAAGAAUAGAAUUCAAGAGGCUAAACAUUCAAUCAAAAGAUUACUCACAGUAAACGAACAUUUACCAGAUAAAGAAAUCUUGGCUGAAGCAAUGGUGCAAAAAAUACAAAUGACUUUGAAAGAAGAAGCCCUUACAAAUAAUGGAGAAUCAUUCUUAGAUUGUUUUAAGGGUCAAGAUCUUCGUAGAACCAGAAUUGCUGCCAUCGUAUGGGUCAGUCAAAACUUAACUGGUUCCUCGUUAAUGGGAUAUUCAACUUAUUUUUACCAACAAGCUGGCCUUGGACAGAAUAUGUCCUUCACUUUUUCAAUCAUUCAAUACUGCUUUGGUAUAGUCGGUACUCUUGGUUCAUGGUUGCUUUCUCAAAAAGCUGGUAGAUUUACAAUUUAUUUCUACGGGCUCUGCUCUUUGUUUUGCAUCUUAUUUGUUGUUGGAUGUCUUGGUAUCAACCCAACAGAGUCCUCAUCCUGGGGCGUUGGAAGUUUAUUAUUGGUAUACACUUUUGUCUAUGACCUCACUAUCGGGCCACUUUGUUAUUGUAUCGUUGCUGAAAUUCCUUCAACAAAACUUCGUACCAAAACGAUUAUUAUUGCUAGAAAUGCGUAUAAUAUUGCCGGAAUUGUCGUUGCAAUUAUCACUCCAUACAUGUUAAACCCAACUGCUUGGAACUGGAAAGCCAAGACUGGAUUCUUUUGGUCAGGAUUUGCAUUUUUUGCAGCAAUUUGGUGUUGGUUUGAUUUACCAGAAACCAAGGGUAAAACUUUUGCUGAAUUGGAUCAAUUAUUUGAAAAUAAAGUUAAGGCUAGACAAUUCAAGAAAACAGAAGUUGAGGUCUUUAAUACAGACGAGCUUAUUGAAAGGUUAGGAGAAGAUGGUAUCAAAGAUCUUGUAGUUACUGAUGCCUCUAAAGAUGAAUUCUCAGAAAAAGUUUGA